AUGUCUCACUUUGAUACUCUUCAGACCCCUGACGCUGGCACCAACGCCCGUGCCGUGCCGAUCGUGGCCUCCACCUCGUUCGUCUUCAACGACUCGCAGCACGGUGCCGACCUCUUCGGUCUGCGUGCCGCCGGCAACAUCUACUCGCGUAUCGGCAACCCCACCGUGGACGUGUUUGAGAAGCGCAUGGCUGCCCUCGAGGGCGGUAUCGGCGCUGUGGCCGCCUCCUCGGGCCAGUCCGCUCAGGCUAUGGCGCUCCUGUCGCUCGCCUCGCAGGGCGACAACAUCGUGUCGUCGACCCUCCUCUACGGCGGUACCUACAACCAGUUCAAGGUGCUCUUCCCCAAGUGGGGUGUCACGACCAAGUUCGUGAACAAGCUCUCUGCUGAGGAAAUCGAGAAGUCGAUCGACAGCCGCACCAAGGCUGUGUACAUUGAGUCCAUCUCGAACCCGCGCUACGAGGUGCCCGACAUCAAGGCCAUCGCCGAGGUCGCGCACAAGCACGGCAUUCCCCUCGUCGUGGACAACACCUUUGGUAUGGGUGGUUACCUGAUCCGCCCGAUUGAGCACGGCGCCGACAUCGUCGUGCACUCGGCCACCAAGUGGAUCGGUGGCCACGGCACGACCAUCGCCGGUGUUGUCAUCGACUCGGGCAACUUUGACUGGAGCAAGAGCGGUCGCUUCCCCCAGUUCACCGAGCCGUCGGAGGGUUACCACGGCCUCAAGUUCUACGAGGUGCUCGGCCCCCAGGCUUUCAUCGCCUACGUCCGUGUGGUGAUCCUGCGUGACCUCGGUAGCUGCAUGAGUGCCUUUGACGCCUUUUUGCUCCUCCAGGGUCUCGAGACGCUCUCUCUCCGUGCCGAGCGCCACGUGUCCAACUCGCUGAAGCUCGCCGAGUACCUCGAGCAGCACCCGCAGGUGAGCUGGGUGCUCUACCCCGGCCUCAAGUCGCACCCCACCCACGAGCGCGCCAAGCAGCUCCUUACCCGCGGCUUUGGUGGCGUGAUCAGCUUCGGUGUCAAGGGCAGCGAGGAGGACGCCAGCAAGUUUGUCGACUCGCUCAAGCUCGCCUCGAACCUGGCCAACGUGGGUGACCUCAAGACCCUCAUCAUCCACCCUGCCUCGACCACCCACCAGCAGCUUACCUCCGAGGAGCAGCAGGCUUCGGGUGUCAGCAACGACCUGAUCCGCGUCUCGGUCGGUACCGAGUUCAUUGACGACAUCAAGGCCGACUUUGACCAGGCGUUCAAGGUCAUUGCCUAA
Molecule: messenger RNA, 1263 nt
Organism: Malassezia japonica
Lineage: Eukaryota; Fungi; Basidiomycota; Malasseziomycetes; Malasseziales; Malasseziaceae
Gene: MET15
Product: adenosylmethionine cyclotransferase
Exons: 4
Coding region: 1-1263 (420 amino acids)
Biological process (GO): transsulfuration
Molecular function (GO): pyridoxal phosphate binding; transferase activity, transferring alkyl or aryl (other than methyl) groups
Source: RefSeq, a predicted model, not a curated record